Elephantulus edwardii (Cape elephant shrew) is the source of this 2919-nucleotide messenger RNA. RefSeq names its product synaptopodin 2-like (gene SYNPO2L). The coding region runs from base 1 to 2919 and encodes 972 amino acids. Lineage: Eukaryota; Metazoa; Chordata; Mammalia; Macroscelidea; Macroscelididae. The transcript has 4 exons. Gene Ontology annotation, cellular component: nucleus; actin cytoskeleton; Z disc. Gene Ontology annotation, molecular function: actin binding. Gene Ontology annotation, biological process: positive regulation of actin filament bundle assembly. The record is from RefSeq and is a predicted model, not a curated record.
AUGGGUGCUGAGGAGGAGGUGCUGGUCACACUGUCGGGGGGAGCCCCCUGGGGUUUCCGACUUCAGGGGGGGACCGAGCAGAGGAAACCUUUACAGGUGUCUAAGAUCCGAAGAAGGAGCCAGGCUGGCAGAGCAGGACUCCGAGAGAGGGACCAGCUCUUGGCCAUCAAUGGGGUCUCCUGCAUGGGCCUCUCUCAUGCCAGUGCCAUGAGCCUCAUUGAUGCCUCAGGGAAUCAGCUUGUCCUCACUGUCUGGCGGAGAGGGGAUGAAGGGGCUGUCCGAUCUCUGUCCCCUGGUGAGCUUCAGGUGCUGUCACCCUUGUCUCCGAUGAGUCCUGAGCCCCUUGGGACUCCAGUUCCUCAGUCUCUGCAACCUGGGAGCCUUCGUUCACCUCCUGAUAGUGAGGCUUAUUAUGGAGAGACAGACAGUGAUGCUGAUGGUCCCACCACCCAAGAGAAGCCCCGGCGACCCCGCCGCCGAGGUCCCAUGAGGCCUGUCCCUCCAGGUGCUUCACCUGAUGAGGUCUACUUGUCUGACAGUCCUGCAGAGCCAGCACCUGCUGUCCCUGGCCCUCCUAGCCAGGGUGACAGCCGUGUGAGCUCCCCAUCUUGGGAGGAUGGAACAGCCCUUCAACCACCCCCAGCUGAAGCCCUGCUGUUGCCCCAUGGGCCCCUCCGGCCUGGUCCUCAUCUCAUUCCUAUGGUGGGGCCUGUACCCCACCCAGUGGCAGAAGAUCUCACUACCACCUAUGCUCAGAAAGCCAAGCAAGCCAAACUACAGCGUGCAGAAAGCGUCCAAGAGAAGACUGUAAAGGAGGCCAAGACCAAAUGCCGGACCAUUGCAUCCCUGCUCACUGCUGCUCCCAACCCUCACUCCAAGGGGGUGCUUAUGUUUAAGAAGCGGAGGCAGAGAGCCAAGAAGUACACACUAGUGAGUUUUGGGGCUGCGGCCGGGACAGGCGCCGAGGAGGACGCUGUUCCCCCUACGAGUGAGUCUGAGCUAGACGAAGAGGCCUUCUCCGACGCUCGUAGCCUCACCAAUCAGUCGGAUUGGGACAGCCCCUAUCUGGAUAUGGAGCUGGCGAGGCCGAAUUCAGGCACUGUGGAGGGACAGGGCCCUGGGCAAGGAGGGCAGCUGAGUGAGGCGUCUGGGCGAGGGGCUCAGCUCUUUGAACAGCAGCGGCAGCGGGUAGACUCCAGGUCUCAGGACCUGGCCCAGGAUGGCUCACCAGUUACCGUCAAUGGGCAGGUCCUGCAGUUACCCCCUCGGGCCCAGAGUGUACCCCCAGAGGCGGAGGUGCUCCCACCCAGCCCUUUGCCGGCCCUUGUAACCAGUCCCAGACCCUUUCUGCCUGGCGGUGGCGCUUCUUCCUCAUCUCCUGGCAUCUUUAACCGGUCAGCCAGGCCAUUUACUCCAGGCUUACAAGGGCAGCGGCCAGCUGGUACUACCUCGGUUAUUUUCCGGCCUUCAGCCCCUAAGAAGGUGAAUGACAGCCUGGGAUAUCUCAGCUCCCCCCCAGCCCCGCCUCCUUUCUUGUCCUCCCCGCCGGAGCCCACCUUUCUGUCUAGCUUUACUGCAGGGGUUCCCAGUCAUGUGCCAGCCUCCAGCUCCCCAAGCACUCCGCGCUCUUCGGGCCCGGUGACAGCCACCAGCUCCCUGUAUAUCCCAGCUCCCAGUCGUCCUGUUACUCCAGGCGGAGCCCCUGAGACCCCCACUCCCUCGAGCGCAGCUGCCAUGACCUCCACCGCUUCUAUCUUCCUCUCGGCGCCUCUGCGACCUGCUGCGCGCGCAGAGAUGUCGGUCUCAGGCCCAGCUGCCCCUGAGCCCCCCAGUUCGCGAGAGCAGCGUAUUUCAGUGCCAGCUGCCCGCACAGGCAUCCUGCAGGAAGCCCGGCGCCGGGGGACUCGGAAGCAGAUGUUUCGGCCUGGAAACGAGGAGACAAAAAAUUCGCCUAAUCCUGAGCUGCUGUCGCUGGUGCAGAACCUGGAUGAAAAACCCAGGGCCGGGGGUGCUGAAUCUGGUCCAGAGGAGGACGCGCUGAGUCUCGGGGCCGAAGCCUGUAACUUUAUGCAGCCACUAGGGGGAAGAAGUUACAAGGCCCCGCCCCCUAGGACCCCGCCUCCAAUGGCUCCCAAGACUCCACCCCCAGUGGCUCCUAAGCCGCCUUCUCGAGGGCUUGUGGACAGCCUAAUGAAUGGGGGAAUUCCUUCGUCUGGAAUCUCUGAGCCACCGAGGCUGCAGGGCAGGGGUGGGGAGCUGUUUGCCAAGCGUCAGAGCUGUGCAGACAGGUACGUGGUCGAAGCCGCACCUGGUCCUGGCCUUGGCCCUAGCCCUCGGCCCAGAAGCCCUUCUCCCACUCCUUCCCUGCCCCCAUCCUGGAAAUAUUCACCCAAUAUCCGUGCUCCGCCGCCUAUUGCAUACAACCCUCUGCUCUCACCCUUUUUCCCGCAGGCUGUUCGAACUCUACCUAGUAAGACUCAAUCCCAGGGGCCACGGGUCACUCCCAAACAGGGAAUCAAGGUUCUUGAUUUCAUGAGGCACCAGCCCUACCAGCUUAAAACUGCUAUGUUCUGUUUUGAUGAGGGUCCCCCAACUCUGGGCCCCACUGCUUCCGGGCCUCCCAAAACUGCCCGAGUCCAAGAGAUCCGCAGGUUUUCCACUCCGGCACCCCAGCACACUGCAGAGCCCCUGGCCCCCACAGUGCUUGCCCCCCGAGCAGCCACUACAUUGGAUGAGCCCAUCUGGAGGGCAGAGCUGGCCUCAGCCCCUGCCCCUAGCCCAGCUCCUACUCCAGAGUCUCCCAGAGGCUUUGGAGCCUCCCCCAGCUCCUGUGGCUUCCAGGUAGCCCGGCCAAGGUUCUCAGCCACCAGAACAGGAUUGCAGGCUCAUGUGUGGAGGCCUGGGGCAGGGCACCAGUAA